AUGGAUCCUAAUCAUUUUCAUUAUCAACAAGCUAUGUUCAAUUUCAUGCAAAAUUAUCAAAAUCCUAAUCCUCAAAAUUCUCAAAUUCCACCGAUGCCACCAUUUUCUACUCAAGUUCCACCAUUUUUUACUCAAGUUGGCACUGAAAAAGAAGAAAGGGUUGUUGUUAAAAAAAAAUCUCGAGAGCACUUUACAAGGGAUAAGGAUAUACUACUUAUCCAAUCAUGCCUCAAUGUUUCAAAGGAUCCAAUUGUGGGAGUUGAUCAAAAGACUGAGAGUUUUUGGGUAAGAGUCGCUGCCAAUUAUAACGAGUAUCGUGGGCAAUCGCGGGAAAAGUUAAAGGAACAAUUAAAAUGUCGAUUGCAUCGAAUAAAUAGCUUGGUUCAAAAAUUUGUUGGGUGUUACAAACAAGCUGUUAAUGGAAAGAAAAGUGGGACAUCGGAGAACGAUAUCAUGGCCGUUGCAAAUGCAUUUUUUGCUCAGGAUCAAGGUACAACAUUCAAUCUUGAGUACGCAUGGCGAUUGUUAAAAGAUGAACCUAAAUGGAUGGGAGAAUCGAUUGGAAGUUCUUCAAAAAUAACAAAGACUUAUGCUAGUGAGGCAUCAUCGGAGAACCCAGAUACACCUUCAAGUUAUGAGUUUAACUCAUCAUCAUCAAUGGAGCGUCCAAUGGGACAAAAAGCAGCAAAACGGAAGGGUAAGGAGAGUCACGUGGCUUUCCAGGUAUUUGCAUGGAAAGGACAGUUUUGUCGAGGUGAUCAUGGUAAGCCCACAAUCAUGCUUGAAGCAGUGGCAUCACAAGACUUAUGGAUUUGGCAUGUUUUUUUUGGUAUUGCAGGUUCAAACAAUGACAUUAAUGUGCUAAACCAAUCCAACGUGUUUAACGAUAUUUUGGAAGGACAUGCUCCCAAUGGAGAAAAGAAAAAGUUAUUUGCUCAACAUCAAGAAUCAGCUAGAAAAGAUGUGGAGCGGGCAUUUGGAGUGCUUCAAUCUCGAUUUGCAAUUAUACAUGGCCCAGCACGUGCCUGGCACAUGGACACCCUUAAGCAUACCAUAUAUGCAUGCAUCAUAUUACACAACAUGAUUGUUGAAGACGAACGACAUACAUAUGGAGGUAAUUUUGAUUACUCUUAUGAUAAAGUGGAUGACAACAACUCAACAACCGAAACAUUUAGCGGUCCUCAUCCGAAUCUUGCAACAAGACUACAAAGAAGAGCAAGUAUUCGAGAAAAACAAGUUCAUCGUCAACUUCAAGGAGAUUUAGUCGAGUAUAUUUGGGAAUGUUUUAGACAUGUAGAUGAUGAAAUUUAA
Vicia villosa (hairy vetch) is the source of this 1311-nucleotide messenger RNA. RefSeq lists its product as uncharacterized. The transcript has 4 exons. NCBI's taxonomy places the organism in Eukaryota, Viridiplantae, Streptophyta, Magnoliopsida, Fabales, Fabaceae. The record is from RefSeq and is a predicted model, not a curated record. The coding region runs from base 1 to 1311 and encodes 436 amino acids.